Elephantulus edwardii (Cape elephant shrew) is the source of this 1069-nucleotide messenger RNA. It is a transcript of the gene TMEM120B, whose product is annotated as transmembrane protein 120B. Lineage: Eukaryota; Metazoa; Chordata; Mammalia; Macroscelidea; Macroscelididae. The record is from RefSeq and is a predicted model, not a curated record. Gene Ontology annotation, cellular component: nuclear inner membrane. The transcript is spliced from 12 exons. Bases 15 to 1034 code for a protein of 339 amino acids. Gene Ontology annotation, biological process: fat cell differentiation.
CUCGCACGGGCACCAUGUCGGCGCAGCUGGAGUGCUGCGCGCGCGAGUGGCACGAGCUGGAGGGGGAAUUUCAGGAACUGCAGGAAACCCACAAGAUCUACAAGCAGAAGCUGGAGGAACUGACUGCCCUGCAGACCUUGUGCAGCGGCUCCAUCAACAAGCAGAAGAAGCGGCUCAAGGAGUUGAAGUACUCACUCCAGAGGUACAAAAGCCAUGCCAGCCAGGAGGAAGUGGAGCUUGUGCAGCAAAUGGGCACCAGCAUCAAGGAACGCCAGAACGUCUUCUUUGACAUGGAGGCCUACCUGCCAAAGAAGAACGGGCUCUACUUGAACCUGGUCCUGGGCAACGUGAAUGUGACCCUUCUCAGCAACCAGGCCAAGUUCGCCUAUAAGGACGAGUAUGAGAAGUUCAAGCUGUACCUGACGAUCAUCCUGCUCCUCGGUGCCGUGGCCUGUCGGUUCUUCCUUCACUACAGGGUGACAGACGAAGUCUUCAACUUCCUGCUCGUGUGGUACUACUGCACCCUGACCAUCCGGGAGAGUAUCCUCAUCAGCAAUGGCUCGAGGAUCAAAGGCUGGUGGGUGUCUCACCACUACGUGUCCACGUUCCUGUCGGGAGUAAUGCUGACGUGGCCCAAUGGACUGAUUUAUCAGAAGUUUCGAAACCAGUUUUUAGCCUUUUCCAUUUUUCAGAGCUGCGUCCAGUUCCUGCAGUACUAUUACCAGAGGGGCUGCCUGUACCGGCUGCGCGCGCUGGGCGAGCGGAACCACCUGGACCUCACGGUGGAAGGCUUCCAGUCAUGGAUGUGGCGAGGGCUCACCUUCCUCCUACCUUUCCUCUUCUGUGGCCACUUCUGGCAGCUCUACAAUGCGGUCACGUUGUUUGAACUCUCCAGGCACGAGGAAUGCCAGGAAUGGCAGGUGGCUGUCCUGGCCCUCACCUUCCUCAUCCUCUUCCUCGGUAACUUCCUGACCACCCUCAAAGUCGUACACACCAAGCUGCAGAAGAACAGAGACAAGACCAAGAAGCCGUGAGCCUUGGGAUGCGUGCGUCCUCGGGCCCUGGCCUU